Molecule: messenger RNA, 7561 nt
Organism: Camponotus floridanus (Florida carpenter ant)
Lineage: Eukaryota; Metazoa; Arthropoda; Insecta; Hymenoptera; Formicidae
Gene: trc
Product: serine/threonine-protein kinase tricorner
Exons: 10
Coding region: 694-2088 (464 amino acids)
Biological process (GO): intracellular signal transduction; peptidyl-serine phosphorylation
Molecular function (GO): protein serine/threonine kinase activity; ATP binding
Source: RefSeq, a predicted model, not a curated record
AGGAUUAGGAGAAGGAAGAGCGACGCGCGCGCGCGCGCGUGCGAUCAGGUGACGCGGUCGUCGGACGUUUUCGGGUCUCCUCGUCUCCCCUCGGGGAGGGCCCCCCCCCCUUUACCGUACGCGCCGAAGAAAUCGGAAUAGUCGGCGCUUGGCAUUCGCGCGGGUCGUUUCGUUUGUACGUGUGUGAGUGUGUGAGCGUGCGUGUAUGUGUAAGUGUCUCUACGCGCGCACGGACAAGCUCCAUCUCCUCGCCUCGAAGCUAACGGACACUUUCGGAUUCCUCGUCUUAAGAUAUACAGAUGUAUACCGUGGCGCGAAGAAUACUUUCCAGUGUCUCUCCGAUCUGUCGUAAGUGACGUAAGAUACGAUAUCGAACGAAAGGAAGGAAGGAAGGAAGGAAGGAAGGAAGAGACGCUGCGAGUGACGUGUUGAUGAAAGGGUAGAGGUAAAGAGAGGAUCGAGAGCAACAGCAUCUUCUUGAGACGAGGGGCGACUUGAGACGAGUCGGUGCGCAUCGCGCGAGUUAUUUCGACAAGAGUGCGUGCUAUCUGACACUGACUUGCGCCGAGAGAGUCGCGCUAAAAUUGGAUAUCUUGGUCGCGCCGAGUUUUCGUGCAGCUGACCGCGCCAACCGGACGACGAUGCACCACGUCGUGAGGUCUCUCCGCGGACGAUAACGAAGGGGUGCUGGAGAUGGCGGCCACCGAGAGCACGAUCCGAUUUAGUGGCCACACGUUGGACAAGGCGACCAAGGCCAAGGUAACGUUGGAGAACUAUUACAGCAAUCUGAUAGCGCAACAUAUCGAGCGGAAGCAGAGGCUGGCGAAGCUCGAGGAGUCCCUCAAGGAUGAGGGCCUUUCGGAGCAGCAGAAGCAGGAAAAGAGGCUGCAGCAUGCCCAAAAAGAGACCGAGUUCCUUCGACUCAAGCGGUCCAGGCUCGGCGUCGAGGAUUUCGAGCCCCUCAAAGUCAUCGGUAGAGGUGCCUUUGGCGAGGUGAGACUCGUGCAAAAGAAGGACACGGGACACGUGUACGCGAUGAAGAUCCUCCGGAAAGCGGAUAUGCUUGAGAAGGAGCAAGUCGCGCACGUCAGAGCGGAGAGAGAUGUUCUCGUGGAAGCGGAUCAUCAGUGGGUCGUAAAAAUGUACUACAGUUUCCAGGAUCCUAUAAAUCUCUAUCUGAUAAUGGAGUUUCUGCCCGGCGGUGAUAUGAUGACGCUGCUCAUGAAGAAGGAUACGCUUUCCGAGGAAUGCACGCAAUUUUAUAUUUCCGAAACGGCGUUAGCGAUCGAUUCCAUACACAAAUUAGGUUUUAUUCAUAGAGACAUCAAGCCAGACAACCUGUUGCUGGAUGCACGGGGCCAUAUAAAACUCUCUGAUUUUGGGCUGUGCACGGGUCUGAAGAAGUCGCACAGAACUGAUUUCUACCGAGACCUGAGUCAAGCGAAACCUUCCGAUUUCAUGACAUCAUGUGGGAGUGGAAGCGGCGGUGCAAUGGACAGCAAAAGAAGAGCCGAGAGUUGGAAAAGAAACAGGAGAGCUCUGGCUUACAGUACGGUUGGCACUCCAGAUUACAUCGCACCGGAAGUAUUCCUGCAAACAGGUUAUGGACCGGCUUGCGACUGUUGGUCCCUGGGAGUUAUUAUGUACGAGAUGCUUAUAGGCUAUCCGCCGUUCUGUAGCGAAAAUCCACAGGAGACGUAUAGAAAAGUAAUGAACUGGCGAGAAACGCUCGUAUUCCCGCCGGAAGUUCCCAUUAGCGAAGAAGCUAAAGACACCAUUAUCAGAUUUUGCUGCGAAGCCGACAGAAGAUUAGGGGCGCAACGAGGCAUUGAGGAGCUCAAAUUGGCACCUUUCUUCCGUGGUGUCGAUUGGGAGCACAUCAGGGAAAGACCGGCCGCCAUACCGGUCGAGGUGCGAUCCAUCGACGACACGUCCAACUUCGACGAGUUUCCAGACGUGAAACUGGAAAUACCGUCCGCGCCAAUGCCACAGGACGGCGAGGUAAUAUACAAGGACUGGGUAUUCAUCAAUUACACUUUCAAGCGCUUCGAGGGUCUGACGCAACGGGGCACACCGACCAAGAAAUAGCAACCCCUCACUUCCUGCUCGAUCAUCAGCACCGUCGCCAAUCAGCAGCCGGCUGAUAUGAUCGAAAUUCCGGCCUUGGUACAUCAUCCUCAUCCGCCGUCGUCGACGGCAACGGUGUCGCGCUUGGCGGACGGUUGACCUGUCUCGCUCUCGAGCGCGGUUUGCGAGUCAUUCUUGUAUAUACGUGAUGAUCACGGAUUAAAUGGACGCAACGUUAUCACGAAUAUCAAUGAUUGCGACGACAGCGAGCGAUCACGAACAGCUCGAUCAGCCAGACAGAGAGAUGAACGGUGAAACACACAAAUAUCGCACGCCUUAUGCGUCAAUAACGGUGCGACGCGCGAUAAAGCGACGUAAACGAAGUCUUUCGUUGUGUAACUUACGGUCAUUUUCACAGAAAUAUUCGUCGAGGAUCAUUAUUCCUCACUUUUAUCGUGCCGCGGAGAAGGCGUUUUGUGCAAAGUGUAGCAUAAUAAGCUCUCUGUGGUAAUGGUAUUAAAUGAAAAGGAUCAGAGGGAGCCUCGGUACCGUAGUCUCCUCACAGCUUCACGUACUUCUUAUUUAUCUCCACGACGUGCAUCGGAAUAGUAUUUUAUUGAGGGAAAUGUAUACUCGUUAAAAGUAACGUCUGGCUAAGCUCUCGAAUCAAGCUCUCUUUUUUUUCUCCUCUCUCUCUUUCUCUCUCUCUUUCUCUCUGUUUGAAUGUUGUAUUUAUAAUUAACUUUCUGUGAUAUAUAAAGUUGUUGAAAAUCUCUGCUUUGGACUUUUGUGUCUGUUAGCGGAUGCUGCUACGCUUUUAUCGAUGUUGUAUAUAUAUAUGAGCAAUUGUAUUUUGAUUUAUCCGGAAAAUUUCAGAGUUGUUGGGAUGUAAGUUGCGGUGGAAUUUUAUGUUAUAUAUAUACGUUUUCGCGCUACUUUUGAGAGCUUUGUUCGUUUACGGAAUCAAGAAGUUUAAGCAAUCGACAUGAGGUUUUUCUAAAAGGUUUCUGAUAUGUUUUACACAUUUUAUCGUUAAGUGAUUUUAAUAUUAUAUAAUAGUACUCUUCGGGUACCGAGUCUCUCUCUCUCUCUCUUUCUCUCUCUCUCUCUCUCUCUCUCUCUCUCUCUCUUUCUCUAUCUCUCUUUUUCUUGUAAGGCAAUAAUAAACAUUUUUAGUCGUGUUUUGAAUACACGAUAAAGGAUGCUAGGCUUUAAAAGAUACCAUAAAAAGGCGUAAAAAGGGAGGAAGAAAAAUACACUUGUAAGAUUCAGGGCUCCUUCGUUGCCUUAUUAAGGUUCCUAAGACAGACAGCCCAACAAACCCGUACGUUUAAACGUGAAAGAGAUGAGCCAGACAAGCCACUUUUCCGAAAAAUGGAAAAUGAUAAGAAAACGGAAUCGCAGUGUGUUGCGACGAUUUGUAGAAAAUCGCAGACACACACAUACAUAUACAUACACAACCGACACAUCCGUGUGUUUUAACACUCUGUGAAACCGGAUACCUUUCCUUUCGCUUGCACUGUGAACAAUUUUACGAUUUACAUUUCGUAGUUUUGCUGACAUAGCCAGGGCACCUUGGUAAUAAAAUAGCAUAAAAUAACGUUAAAGACUAGGUAACACUUAAGAUAACAAACAUACAUACAUACACACACAGAAGUACCUAUACACUGAAAGAAAGGAAAUGCACGCGUGCGCGCUCGAAACGUAAUUAAAUUGUGGAUAAUAUAGUACAUGUAUAAAAAGAAAAACUCUCGACGCUCUUUCCUCGUAACGUUCCGGCGUGUUUUUACUUAAUAAUCACGCUGCGUUGUACAUUCGACGAAGAGAUUAGUUUCGUAUGACUCUACUCCACCUGCGUAUACAUAUAUAUAUCUCCACGCCAUUUACAAAGCGAAGUCUUCAGAUAGUCUAAUAAAGCAGAGAGCGCCUAGAUUACAUCGUACUACCAGUUAAGCCAGUGAUUUAAACGAAGAGAAAAAAAAGAAACAGAAAAUUAGCCACGAAGAAAACUUAGUAAAAAAAGAGAAAGGUAAAAACUAUUUUCUGCUAAUUAUGCUAGGAGUUAAAUUGACGAGUGUCACGUAAGCGGGGAAAGUUUGGGAAUUAUGGAAUACCCUUAUAGAGUCUCUCCUUGUUGCCGUUGAGUACAGAUAAGCUCUGACGUCCAUGCUACUAAGUAAAAAGAGAAAAAAAAACGAAGAAAUAUGAUGACGCAAUUUAUUUAUUUAAAGAGAAAGUCUAAAUAAAUGAUACAACAAUAGCCACGAGAUGCCUUUGACGCAACAAGUUUCGGGUGCCCUGGAACACAGUGCAUAUAUAUGUAUAGAGGAUAUUCCAAAACUGUCGAAUGUCUUUUUAAGAACAGUUCUCGCUUCUGGAGGCGAUUUUCUCUUGGCGAAAGUGUUGAAGUAACGAAUCAUUCGAGUUAUAACUUUGUUCAAAAACAGGAUUUUUUGCAAAUUAAAUUUCAUGGAAUUAAAAGAUUAAUCAAUUUGUAUUUUUUUAUUUUAAAUUUACUUUUAUAGAAUUUAAAUUUGAAGCUUAAUUACGAAGAUAUAUGAUGAGCAGAAUUGUAAAAAGCGAUAAUCUCCCUCAAUUUUCGCUAAGAAAAAAUCGCCUCCAAUUGAAAGGAUCACUUAUUAAAAGGACACUCGGUAGUUUUGAAACAACCUAUAUAAGUAUAUAUAUGUAAAAAAAAAAUAUAUAUAUAUACAUAGAUAUCUUUUAGCAAAGAAAGAGAAGUGUGUAAUAAAUAAUAUGCGCUAAAUUUAGAUAUUAAAUUAGAUGUGCGCUGAUUCGAAGUCAAGAUGGGUGUAGAUUUUCUUUUCUUUUUUUUUUUUUUUCGAAGACGAAAAAAAAACGUACGUAUUAUGAUAUAACGGAUGAUGACGAGAUGUAUGUACGCACGUAUCGAGCUACUACACAUUCGAUGUAAUUCUGGAGGACAUGCGAGAGGGAAAUCUCCAAGUAGACUUAACGAUAUUGAUUAUCGAUGUACACUGUAAAUAUACGAGGCAACUAAAUGUUAUUAAGACAAGGCAAGGCAGUUUUGAGCUCCGGUGUUUAAUUGGUUACCGUUGUACUGCCAUCUUCGACUCUUUAUUGUCGUAUAUCGCGCAUGAUGAAUCAUAUUACGGGUGUGUUAAACGUACGGUAUAUCAUCCAAUUUCACGUUUUUGCUCGUGUUUAUGCUAGUGUUCUUUUAUCAUUGUACGCGACUACUGAUUAGUUGUUAAUUUACGGUUAAUUUAAAUGAAAGAACCGCGAUAGAUCUCUCCUAGCUAAUUUUUAAUACUAAUUAAGCGUUAAGUCAUUUUUUUUCUCUCGGCAAAGAGUUUUUUCCUUUCCAUUUCUUUUUUUUUUUUUUUUUUUUUUUUUCCGUCGAACAGGAAUCGCUUCCUAGACGACUUUCGACGAUUCCGAUUACGUCUGGAGCUUUUGUUUCUCACGUUCGCUUCCCACUUCUCUCUCUCUCUCUCUUUUUCUUAUAGCUGUCAUUAUUUUCAAGUCCAAUCACGCGAUUCCUUUCUGUCGCGAUAGGAUUCUCGAUCAUGUAAUAUCAUGCAUACACGAUUAAUCACAUGCACACGUACGUAUAUCGAUCGCGUGUGGCAAGGCGGAACAAUCAUCUCUUCGCGUUCGAAUAUCGCUGUUGUUCUUCCGAAUAUUCAAUCGAUACACUUUACGCCUGGAUGAGUAAUAUCUUGAGAUCAUGAAUGCUAAAAUGUCGAUUAAAAAGAUAUAUCCAGAUACACAAAAGUUGAUCAUUGACUCUCUUCUCACUAAGGAUAAAAAAUAAAUAUUAUAUUGCCUUUAAUAGAUUUUAAUGCGAAAAUCAUUUCUCGAAUAAGUUUAUCAUUGAUUGCAUUCUAUGUAUUAUUACUUAUCCAGGGUCAAAGGGGAUCGUAUUGCGUGUGAUGAGGAUCUCCCGAUCGCCUCAUGUGCGAAAUAACGAUUUGCGCAAAAUAUUCUUGGACAAACAUUUUGUAAUAAACGAAAUUUGUGUAAUUGUACAUUUGUAAUAUUUAUUAUUUUACAACGAAAGAUGACGCGCGAGGGCUGAGACGUGGCAAAAUUUAGAAGAAUAAGAUGGGUUUUUCGUGAUUUAUAUUAAUACUGAGAAAAUACAUAGAUCUGUCAUAGUAUCUAAAUUAUAAAGAUACGUAGAAUCAUUGUAAAUAAGUGUAAAAUUUCUCUUGACUUUUCAAAGGAUGUCUAAGGAAAAUGUCUAGACAAUUUUUUUCUCGUCUCUUAUAUCAUCUUAUUGUUACAUUUUAUUGUCUCAAUCCCACUUUACACUGAUGCGCAAAUCGUUGAAUCGCACAUGAGUCACUCGAUGUGCAUUAGCCGAGAAAUCGCAAUAAUACCAGCGUUUUCGCUUGAACAUAACGGAAGCAGACGCGUGUUACGAUAUGCGAACCAAAUGAAUUUUUUUAUCGAAGAUACGAGUGUUAUCUGUCACUGUAACUGCACUAAUGUUCCGUAGCAGCGCGGCUUAAUUCAUUUCGUUUUCACCGUUCGUUUUGUACAGUGAUUUAGCUGAAUUUUAUAUAAGCCAGAUUUAGGAGAUAGCAUUAUUAUAGGUAGAAAUUCUUCACGAUUAAUCCCACUCACAAGCGUAGCGAUAACAGAUUCUCUUAUUGUUAGAUAUGGCCAGUUUCGCGCGUCGUUAGUCUACGGUGACUAGAUAACAUGGUACAAACGAGUGCAAUGAUGCUGCGACGCUUAUUUUAUUCCUAAGUAGACGAUCUUAAUAUUAAAGAGUCGAGUACAGUUUCUGAAAAUGUUUCGGGAGCCCGCGUAUGCCUUGUGGAAAUAUAUCUGAUUUGUAAAAUAAUUAAUUUAUAAAUAUUCAAGUUCCACCUAUCCUUUAGAAAAUAGAGAGCAAAUAAAAUAAAUCGCCAGCUAUUAGACAUUCUUUAAAAAAAAAAAAAGGAAAAAAGAAACGAAAAAAAUAGACAUAGAUAAAAAAUUAACUAAAUAGUUAAAUAUUAAUAAGAGUUGUUUUAGAUCAUUGCUAUAAAUUAGAUGAAAUAUUAGCACAUUAUUUUCUUUACGGAAAACUUUAGAAAUCCGAUGUAAGCUUAGGAGUCACGAUAUAAAAAUGUAAACGCGAUUGCAUUAUUGCACUCGAUUGUGCGGAGACAGAUUUUUCGUCGAGUAAAUUUGUACAACGCGAUAUCCGGCCGUUCCGUUGUUUGCGACUUGCCGUGGAACGUUCGCGCUUAUUUUAAAAGCGUCUACACGCAAAACGAAAAAUCGUCGCAAUUGUUUUCGAGGAUGAAAGGAGAAGGAGGACGUAUCACACAUGCGGCGGAUGAGAUAUAUCGAGUUGCGGAUAUUUUAUAGUAGGCUUGUGAUUAUAAAUUGAGGAAUUAUUGUCGAACGGUCCGAGAUAAAAUAAAAAAUGAUGUAUAAAGAGAAAAAAUAUUGCUUUCCACACGCAGAAUAUACUAUUGUAAUUAUGUCGUUAAUAAAUUGUUUUUUAUUUUAA